Molecule: messenger RNA, 5972 nt
Organism: Prorocentrum cordatum
Lineage: Eukaryota; Dinophyceae; Prorocentrales; Prorocentraceae
Source: the annotation of a GenBank genome assembly
AGCUGAGAUUUGCCGCAAGCUCUCCCGUCGCUCGAGGCCCUGCCCAAAUUUCCAGCCUGGCGCGCCGCAUUUGCGCGGCGCCUCACGGUCUCGAUGAGCGCGUUGGCCAAGCAGCCCAUACGACGGCUGCUCCUCACGGCGUACUGCGGCACGGCGUGCUGCGUGUUCUUUGUCGUGUGCGUCUUGUCCGUAGCCCUGCUCGUGAUGUUGAGAGACACGGUGCUGGAGGAGUCCGAGGAGGCUCUCCGCAACCAGAUCUACUUGAACAGCGGCCACCUGCUCACCGAGAGCGGGGAGGUGUUCUCGGCCAAGCUCACCACUGGCCUCCAGACCCUUGCGCUGCCGGCGGCGUACUCUGUGGCCGACGUGCACUUCAGGGGGGACUCAUACUCGACGAGGCCGGGCAGGAGCUACGCCGACACGAGCGUCAAUCAUCUGAAGCAGGACGGGAUCACUACGGCUGGCGGGCUGUUCGCGUGCAACGCCAGCGAGCCCCUCGCCGACCAGAGCCGGCGUGGCUGCGUGAGCAGCUUGCGUCGGUAUUCCCCUGGGACCUCCUCCUGCUAUUUGUCGGGCGUCUUCCCAUUCAACGGUGGCUGGCGGUCAUACUCGUAUCCGAGCGAGUCGGACAACCUGCUGGAGGUGUACGCCGCAUCCCCGUUUGUCGAAGACGGGGUUCGCACCACCGCGGUGAUGGAUGACUUCAUCCGCGUGCCGUUCGAGAACAUGCCUGGAUGGAACGGCGCAUACGUCGCACUUGAACACGUCGAUUCCGCCGACGCAGGAAGUCCUAGUUCUUUCCGCCAGUUUCCUGGGUUCGUCGGUGACCUUACGAACUCGGGGGGCAAACGAACUUACAACCCAAGCACGCGUCCAUGGUACACCAGCCAUGCGUCUAAGCCAAUCGUCAGCAUGGACAAUGAGAAGCUUGGUCAGUACGAGAUGGAAGUCACCGAGCCGUACCUCGACAAGUUUGGCAACGGCUAUCUGGGUCGGCGGAUCUCGAUCACAGCUUCGAUUCCGCGAUCCAGCGGCGCUCUUCCGGGCGUCGCCGGCACGGACAUCCUGAUCGAGCAGUUGCUAAGCAUCGUCAGCGACCUGAAGCUGAGGCAGACAGGCGAGGUUCACCUCUACCACUUCGAGUCGGAGACCGUGGCGGCUUCCCCGCAGUGGUCGGCCGCCGCUGAUGGCGGCACCAUGCGGAUUACCGACGUCAAGCUGGACGACGAGGCCAGCGCGACAGCAACGAUCCCGUCGGGCAACGACUGCGAUGGCCACACGGAGUUCGAUGAGCAUCUGGUCAUUCGGCGGCCAGCGUGGGACGGCGAUUACUGCCUCGCUGCCGUCGUCAAGAUCGCAGAGGUUGUGGCGCCCAUUGAGGAACAGAAGGACGACAUUGAGUCAACAGCAAAUUCAUUAGUGUUGACAGUGGUGGUGAUCAUCGUGUGCUGCUUCGUUUUUUUGGUGAUGCCCUGCACCGUACUUCUCUCCAUGCAGCUGUCCAAGCCGCUCGUGGAGACCAGCAGACAGAGCCGGAUCAUCGCGAGGAAUAUUGGUGGAGACUUGCUGCAGGACGUGUGGAUUGACUCGGGGGGGCCAGGCACCACGGGUCAGCGAAUUGUUCGGGCGGGUGAGGCAGAGAGGAAGCGUUGCUUCGACGGCGGCAUCGGAGAGGUCACUGAGCUGCGUGCGGGCUUCGUCAACACCCUCGCACAGCUGCAGAUGAAGCGCGACGCGCCGCCAACGCCCGCGCUGAACCCCCUCUUCACGAAGGUGCUGCCAGACGAGCAGGGUGACGACGCCGACCCCAACGCCCCUUCUGGCGCUGUGGCGUCCCUCGUCGAGGAGAAGGUCGGCCAAGUGACCGUCCAGUACUGCGACCCAGCGCUGCAGCGCAAGAACACCCUGAUGGUAAUCCCUGAAACGAAAUGCUACAAUCAGAUCAGCGUGCGCCUAAUUCUGCAGCUGGUGACCCCCUUGGCGGUUGCGCUGCUCGUCAUCGUCGUUGUUACGACGACGCUGAUGCUCUCCAAGAUCUCCCAGUGGAUCGGGCCAGUCACGGACAUGAUGAUUCAGGAAGAGUUGACCUCCCUGGACCUCAGGUGCCAGCAACGGGCGGAGCUCGUGAAGGAGACGGUGGGAUCCGCGAUGAAGACUUUGCUCAUGAUCCAGGCGUACGCAGCCCUGCUCUACAGUGGCUCAGCGGACAUGUCCCUCCACUCUGGUUACAACACUGCCUUUGCUGGCAUUUCAUGCCCGAGUGGAACUGGACCCUUCACCUGCAACCUGAAUUUCAGGCCUGUAAAUGAAAUUGACGAGAAGAGGGUGCCGGGGCGGCGGAUCAAUCUUGAGCAUUCGGCCUGGUUUGCGCCAUCUUCAAGCGCUGCGCCGUCUGGUUGGAGGCAGUCGUCGUCGGUGGUGUCGGACAUUGGGGACGCGUACCUAGACCAGCAAUUCGUGGACGGAGACCCGUCGUACAGUGGGAAUUCCCGCGCGUCCCACCUCGACAACGUGGCCCGGGUGGCUUAUUUUUCGUCGGACGUCACCGACGUCUAUUCAACCUCAAACGAGGCCUACCGCGUGUAUCCGUACAGGGAGUUCAGCUCGUGGUACUGGACCACCAAAGACGCCACCGUGAACGGCUGGGUGUGCGGCACCGUCACUGCAGGUUACACGCCACUUUGCCGGGAUUGGUACCAGGAUGCCGUGGCAGAGGGGGGCGACCCCGUCUACGGCACUGUGGCCUUGGAUCCAGACAGCAACCAGCCGUUUGUCCCACUCAGCGCAGCCUUUUACGACGGUAGCGGCAAGCUGGUGGGGGUGACCGCCGUCUCGUUGGGCUUAGGCAGUCUGAAGGAGACGCUCGAGAACACCCCGCUGUACGAGGGCGGCUACGCCUACAUCUUCGACGAAAACGGCAACGCGGUGAUCCACCCUGACUGGACUGUGGAGGCGAUGGCCCAGGGUACCGCCAACGUGGCCGAUCUCGCUGCCUGGGGCGACCUUGAGUUCCGCGACGCCUACCAAGCGGGCGUCGUGGGGGCAUACGGGACGACGGGAGAAUGGAACGGCGAGUGGUACAAUCCAGACACGGAUGAAAAAGAAAUUUGGUAUUAUGCCUUCAGGCAUAUCCCCGACACCCCCUAUCAGCUUGUCAUGGGCGUUUCGGAGCUCGAAGCGAAGAAGGCCGCCCAGACACUCCAGGAUGACCUGACCGCGUUGGCCAUCGGACAGUGCGUGACGACCUCCAUCAUCUUGGUCAUCACUUGCGCUGUGCUUGUCUUGGUAUCUUUGUGGGUCCAGAGGCGCUUCAUCAAUCCCGUGAAGAAGCUAAGAGACAUCGUGACCCAGGCGGAGAAGGAGGGCUACAAGACUGACGUGGACAUGGAGGACGAGGUCAUGUCCAACGAGCUCACGACCCUGAGGAUAAACUUCAAGAAGCUGCUCACGGCGCUGCGCUUCAACAACCCGGACUACCACAGGGGCAACAAGCAGCUGGAGCUGCAGAACCUCCGCGCCGCGGAGGCGAUCGUGAACGAGACGGGGAACGUCCGCGGCAUCGGCGUCUGCAAGAACAACCUGGGCAACCUGGUCCGGGGCAUGGACAAGCUCUCCAGGGAUGCUCUGCCAGCCCAGGACCGGGACCCGCGCGUGCUGCUGCAGGCGGCCGUCCAGAACGCCAAGGAACUGGCGGCGGACCCCUCGUGCUGGGACGUGACGGAGGACAACGUGGGGAGCCGCCUGCUGGGCCUGGCCAUGGCGCGCAUGGACCACGGCGAGGAAAGGAAGGCCGUGGAGGAUUUGCAGGAGGCGCUGAAGAUCCACAGGGGCACCGGCAAUUGGCAGGCGCUCGCGCGCCUGGGCUUCGUGCUGGUCACGCGCCUCGAGGCCAGCAUGGAGAAGAAGAAGAAGGGGGCCGCGACCACCACGGAGUCGAUGGCCAUGCAGGCGGUGGACAAGUUCUCCGAGGAAGCGGUCGAGGAGGCCGCCGCGGUGCUCAAGGCUUCGGGCACGAAGAGCCUGGAGGUGUACGACGGCACGCCGCUGGCACAGCUCCUCUACUGCCUGUCGGUCUUCAGGAACGACAGGCGGUACUCCCUCCACGCCCUCAACAGCAUCAUGAACCUGGACCCUCCCAUGGUCAGCCGCCUGGCGAAGCAAGUCGAGGAGGAGCCCGUCCUGACCGCCGACGCCAAGGCUCUCAUCAAGACGUCGGCUAUGGGUGCGGCGACCACCAAGAAGAAAAAGGUCAUCUGCUUCUGCAUCGACAGGACGUGGAAUCCGAUCCUUGAGGUGUGCAUCAGCUCCAUCUGCACCAUCAUCAAGGACCACGUGAGCGAGGACGACGUGGUCUGCAUGUUCGGGCUCGGCACGGGCUGGCUCAUUCAGGGCCAGGCAAAGGUCGGCAGCGGCCAGAUGCUGAUACGGCAGGUCGAGGCCGCCAAGCAGGUCAAGGGCAAGUGCCAGCUCUACAAGGGGAUGCUGGACACGCUUGGCCAUCUGUCGGGCCAUCCCGAGGACGUCAGCAAGUGGCUCGUGGUGCUCACCGAUCUUGUGGACCUGGAGGGGUCGAACCCGAGGUUUCGGUACACCGCGGUGAAGAGCGCCGUCGGAAGCAUGAGGAAGGACAGCACGCUGGCGGUAAUCGACACGUCCGCAAUCUCAGGGUGGGAGCCGGGGGACAGACGGUGGCCGAUCUUCAGGAGCAACAUGCGCGACUUUGUGCAAGAGGCCACCGCCAACGGGCACGGCGGGCACCUCCUGGUGGCCAGCGACCUCGAAGCCCUCGCGGCCAAGUUCCAGGAGGUGGGCGCGAUGAUGGCGGAGGCGGACCUCGGCGAGCACCUCUGAGCCUGCUGCCCGGGCCGGGCCGCCCGCGCGCGGUGCGGCGGCGAGGCCCCGCCCGUGCCGCCCGCGGGGCGGCACGAGGAGGUGUGAGGCCCGAGUGCCCCGGAGGCCUCAGACCCUGGAGGACUCCUCCUCCUCCUCCUCCUCCUCCUCCUCCUCCUCCUCCUCCUCCUUCUCCUCCUGGUCCGCGCUGCGAGCCGUGCUGGCUCGGGUCUCACGUUGGUAUGCUUCGAAACAGAAUAAGCACCACAAACAUAAACAUAAACAGGUGGCGCUCCGCGCUGGUUUCUCGGAUCCGCGCUGGGCCCCCCAGCGGCGCCUCCGGCACCGCCCUUGGCGCGCUCCGCGCUCCAGGGAUGGGGGUCCGGCGCGGAUCCCAGAAAUCCGCGCGGUCCUCCAAAAGUUUAUGUUUCUGUUGUUUUGUUUCUCCUCUGCUGCUGGCCGUGGCAGUUUUGCCGCGCUCCGCCUGCGAUUUUUUUUAACACAUCAAGGGCGGCGGGUCCGCGCCGCCUCGACGCGGCGACGACUCUCGGCGCGGGCGUCCGAGGCAGGGUCGCGCUCUGGGGGCCAUCCUUCAUGAGCUCCCACGGCGUGAAGUCCACGGCGAGUGCUGUGGUCGACAGCAUCGGGCGUGGCCUCGUCGUCCUUGGUUCUGCGGUGGCAGGGGCCAGUGCCCGAACCUGCGGAGGCCGUGCUCAUAAUAUUUGCUAUCACCCGCAAGGCUAAUAAAGAAUUGCCGUGCUUCUUAUAAUGCAUGUUACCAGCGGGAAAUCUAAUACAACCUUUGCUGCCUUCUAGCUCUUGACGAUGGCUCGCGCUGGAGUGUCGCUGGGCGUUGCUCGGUUCCCUGUCGAGCCUACUGCGGUUCUUGUUCCGCAGCGAUCUCCUCCAAGAACACCGAACAAGGCCGCGCAAAGAUGCCAUGUCGCAUGCAAGUGGGUGCAGAAGUUCACCCCGAGCUGUGGCGAUCUUUUUUGCGCGUCGCGUCGUUUUUAGCUCGCUAGUGUUGCACGGCCGAGAUGUGCUCGUGUCGCGCGGCCCUUGUUCGAGACAGCUCCUCGUGACGAGGAGCGGGGCCCUGCCAGCCGGACGACGCCGAGGGCGGCGACGACGACGACGACGAC